Cyprinodon tularosa is the source of this 4980-nucleotide messenger RNA. RefSeq names its product protein NLRC3-like. Bases 306 to 3218 code for a protein of 970 amino acids. The record is from RefSeq and is a predicted model, not a curated record. The transcript is spliced from 9 exons. Gene Ontology annotation, molecular function: protein binding. NCBI's taxonomy places the organism in Eukaryota, Metazoa, Chordata, Actinopteri, Cyprinodontiformes, Cyprinodontidae.
GAGUCAACAGUUUGUCCUCAGAAGGAUGCUGAGAGCUCAACGAGCCCAAGCUGUGUCUCUCUUAAGAGCGCCACUUCCAUGUUUUUGCCAUUUGACUUCAGGGAAGGCAGGUUAAAAAGGGUGCAUUAACACUGAGCGCAAGGUCCUUGGCAAGGACAGUGGAUUUACAUGGCAUCCCAAUGCAAACUACAGGGGCAAGAGCAGCCACAGGGCCAACAGUGACAUCGAUACGAUGAGAGGAUUCCCCAAUCCGCUCUCUCUUCGUGGUACCGCUGCUUGACAACAUCACAGUGCCAUCAAUCAGCAUGCGUGAGAAACCCAGGGAAGAGCUUACAGGCUGUGCAUUAUCUAAAGAUCCACUAACAGAUUCAGCGAACUCUAUGUGUGGACACCUGUCAUGUGGGCAUUGUGGCACUUUGGUAUUGGAACAGGUUGAAUCACCAAAAGGUUCCUCCUGCUUGAAGUCUGGUGAGAAAUUAUCAAAAGACACAGAUAAAGACACAGGAAACAAUGUCAUUUUGGAAGCAAAGAGAAAUCUCCAAAAUGCAUUGAAAAAUAAAUUCACAUUAACAUCAGAAGGCAACGGUGAUCAACGCAAUCCCCUUAAAAGCAUCUACACAACACUGUUCAUCACCACAGGAGAGAAUGAUAUACAAAAUGAAGAACAUGAAUACAAACGGCUCAAACAUGCUCGGAGAGAACAACCUUCAUCUGAUUGUUUAGUCAAUCUUAAUGAGAUCUUCAAACUGAUGCCUGAACAACAGAAACCCCACAGAACAGUCCUUACAAAGGGAGUUGCUGGUAUUGGAAAAUCAUUUGCAGUCCAAAAGUUUAUCCUUGACUGGGCUGAAGGGGAAGCAAACCAAGAGACUGAUUUUAUUCUCUGCCUUGCCUUCAGAGAAUUGAACUUGAUUACAGGAGAAAAAAGCCUCCAUGAGCUGCUGACUGAGUCUCACCCAGAACUGCAACCAUUAAAAGAUCAUCAAGAAUAUGCCAAAGCAAAGGUUAUAGUGAUCCUCGAUGGUCUAGAUGAGAUCAAACACCAGCUGGACUUUGGUUCCUCAACCAAAGUUACCUCUCUAAAGGAUGUCACAUCUGUAGGUAACCUUCUUGUAAACCUCAUCAAGGGUAACCUCCUUCCUGAUGCAAACAUCUGGAUAACUUCCCGUCCAGCAGCAGCCAGUCAGAUCCCUGCAGAAUACAUUGACAUGGUGACAGAGAUAAGAGGAUUCACUGAUGCUCAGAAAGGUGAAUAUUUUCAAAGGAGAUUUAGGGAUAAUUCUGUUGCUAACAGAAUAACAUCAUAUAUUCAGUCGUCACAAAACCUUGACAACAUGUGCCAGAUCCCAGUAUUCUGUUGGAUUACCGCUGUCUUAUUUGAAGAAGUCUUUGGCAAAAAUGAAGAAACACAAGUUCCCCAAACUCUGACAGAGUUGAUGUCACAUUUUGUGUUUGCACAGACAAAACGUAGAAGCAGAAAAUAUGAUCAGAACCCAGAGAAAAACAGAGAGAAGCUCCUAAAGACUCAUAGAGAGUUCCUUCUGAAACUUGGAAAGCUUGCAUUUGUCCAGCUUUUAGAAAACAAACUCAUCUUCUACGAGGAAGACCUGGAAGACUGUGGCAUUGACGUUGCAGAAGCAUCGAUCUACUCCGGUUUAUGCAACACUGUUCUCCGGGAAGAGGAAGUCUUCUCCCAGAGAAAGGUCUUUUUCUUUGUCCAUCUUACUCUUCAAGAGUUCUUUGCCGCUCUACAUGUCUAUGAGUGUUUGAAAAACAAGAAAAACAAUGAACUUAAGGAUUUCCUUUCUAUAGAAGAAAAAGACCCAUCUGUACUUGAUUUAUUGAAGAUGACCGUUGUCAAAGUUCUGGAGAAGAGGAACGGCCACUUAGACUUUUUCCUGCGAUUUCUUCUUGGCCUAAUGGUUGAACCCAACCAGAUAUUCCUCCAGGGUCUGUUGACUCCACUUGACCAAUGGGAUGACAUUGACAAGAAAAUCCUAACUUACCUGAGAUCUAUUCGAAGAAAAACUCUCUCUCCAGACAGCUGUAUCAACAUCUUCCAGACCAUGAUUGAAAUGAGAGAUCACAGGGUCAAAGAUGAGAUUCAGGAAUAUCUUCAACUUUCUGACCAUUCAGACAUGGAACUGGCUCCUUUGCACUGCUCCGCUUUGGCCUACAUGCUUCAGGUGUCCAAGAAUGAUCUGGAAUUACUAGAUCUAAAGAGCUACAAAGCAUCAGAUGAUGGUAGAAGGAGAUUGAUACCAGCUGUGACGAGCAGCAAAAAAGCAGUGCUUGCAAAUUGCAAAGUUACGGCCCAUUGGAUGGAACACCUGGCCAAUGCUCUUAGCUUCUCCUACUCAGCUCUGCGUGAUCUCGACUUGAGCAACAAUGACCUGAGGGAUUCAGGAGUGGAGCAGCUUUGUCAUGGGCUCUCCAGUAAGUCCUGCAAACUGGAGAUACUAAGGCUGUCUGGUUGUUUGGUCACAGAAAAUGGCUGCAAACAUCUGGUUCUGGCCCUUCGGUCCAACCCCUCCCACCUGAUGGAGCUGGACCUGAGCUACAACCAUCCAGGAGAUUCUGGAGCUAAGCUGCUGUCUGAGCUGAAGGAUGAUCCACAGUACAAGCUCAGCAAGCUCAACCUUCACUAUGCUGGGACUCACAGAUUAAAGGCUGGCUUUAAAAAAUAUGCCUGUGAACUCACUUUUAGCUCUGAUGCAGCCCACCAGAACCUGGUUCUGUCUGAGGGAAACAGAAAGGUGACUUGGUUGGAGGAUGAUCCGCCUCAUCUUCAUCCCAUAGAACACUCUGAUCGUCGCCAACAGGUGCUUUGUAAUCAGGCGCUAACAGGGCGCCAUUACUGGGAGGUGGAGGUCUGUGGAACUUUAAGCAUUGGGGUCACACAUGAGGAUGCGUUAAAGAAAGGGAAGAUGGGGGAUUUCAGGAUGGGGCAUGAUAAGGAUUCCUGGUGUUUGGUUUGUUCCUAUGAUGGUUUCUAUGUUUUGCACCACAGCCACAGACUAGACGUGCCUUCCCUUGGAUGGCGCACCAGUCGGUUGGGGGUGUAUCUUGACUGGCCUAAUGGUACUUUGUCUUUCUACAGAGUUUCCUCUGACAGUUUGAUCCAUCUAUAUACUUUCAAAGGGGCUUUCAGUGAGCCUCUUUAUCCUGCAGUGGAACUUAACAUCCUGUCAUCCGCCGUAUUUUGUCAUCUAAAUUAAACUAAAUGGGCCACUUUACAUAUGCCUGUGUGUGUUCUCAAUUAUCAGGGCGAUCAUUUGAAAAAGAUUUGGUUUUUAAUUUAGAUGUUUACUAUUAUUUGAAACUGCUUCUCAGUGUUACUGCACCUUGAAUUGCUUUUAAUCUUAAUUUCGAAUUACAUACUUAGCCUAUAAGCCGGAAUGAAAUGUAUCAAUACUAAUGAAAAUUCAGUUUGACUUUUUUUUCUUUUCUUUUCUGAAAGACAACUUAAUUAUGCGUGGAGUUCAGUGGAGUUGGGUUUAUUGGUGGGAGGUGGGCUUGGUUUUUAGGUGUGCAGUGUCGGCAGUGGGGAUACAUAUUAAGGUAGCAGGUGGGUACAUGUUUUGGUUUGCUUUUAACAUUUUUCUGGUUUUUAAAGUAUUGCAAGUAGUUCAGUUUGGAUGUAAGUUGGCGCUCAUGCAGCUCUGUGGAAAACUAUUACAUUUAAAUUAAAUUGAAGCAUCUAGAACUGACUCCAGAGGGCCUAAAUGGUGACUUUGUUGAUGCAGUGGAGCUACAGGCAGCUCCUGAAUCAUCUGACAGUAUUUAAGAGUAAUUAUUUGAGAUCAGCAGAUGUAGAGGUUGUAUGUUUAACAUGUUUAACAUGUUUAACAGCAACCAGUUCAACAGAAGCUGCAAUAUCAUUUUUCAGAAUUUGGUAAUCUACAUCUAACAUGUUGCAAAAUGCAGCAAACAUCUCUCCUAUAUGAAAGCAUUAAUACACAAAAGCUGCAUGUUUGUCAGAUUAAAUCUAUAUUUCAACUUAAAGGAGUGCUUCCAUUUUCAUAUAUUAAGGUUAUUGCUUUUAGCUGUUAAAGAUUUUUGAGAAAAUGCUUGGUUCAGUUAGAUUUAAGUAUCUUGUUGGUUUCUGUGUGAUUUUUGCUUUACCUUUUGUUUUGUUUUUUUGUUGAAUUUAAUGGAUGAAGCCAUACAGCUAAGAAAAAAAAAACUCUCCAGAUAUUUAUCACUAAAUUUUAGAAAAACAAUUAAGGUCCAAGCAGCUGUUUUUUAAUUGUUUAGCACUGAAAAUGGCAGCUCUGGAUAUUUUGGGGAUUAUGAUCACAGUAUUUCUAUGCAACAUGCUUCUGUUAGUGCAAAUGAUGUCAUUUGAUCUGAAAUUCUCAUUAUGUGUUUUAUUGAUGUGAAGCGAAUUAGAGCAUUUGUACAUACGAGUCUCAUUAAAGAAAUUAUAAUUUACAUUGAAGCUCAUCUUACAACUUCUGCAGCAUUUCUUCUGACUGAUUGUUUUAUAAAGCAUCUAUGAAACAAACAAUUAUUUGCACAAAACAAAAUGGAGACUUAUUAACAUUAUUUUUAGUGAGUUUUUUUUUUUUAAUUAUAACAUUUGUGUCAUACAGCAUCUCUGUUUUACAUCUAACUUCAGGACUGUAUUGAAAAUUAACAAGUAGGGCAGAAAUCAGUCACAGAGGAUCAAAUGUUAUUUUUCUUUGUAUGGUUUGUUUUAUAAUGUAACAAGGUGCUUUUAACACAUUUUAAUGUGUUUUUUUGUGUUCAAAUGUGUUCAAAACCAACUGGUGUUAUUUUGUGAAAGAUAAUUGGUGCUACAUCUGAUCAAAUAAUGUCAACCAGUGUGUUUAACUCUGUGGUGCUUAAUAUUAAUGAGCGCUCCUGAAAUCAAUCGAACCUAAAGGGACGGUUGGGGGUCUUCUUUCAACACAUUUGACUCCGUAUCAUGCAUCUUCUCUGACUGCUGUCUGAGUGAUAAAAGGCAGCUUUACAGAG